Molecule: messenger RNA, 633 nt
Organism: Capsella rubella
Lineage: Eukaryota; Viridiplantae; Streptophyta; Magnoliopsida; Brassicales; Brassicaceae
Exons: 4
Coding region: 70-441 (123 amino acids)
Source: RefSeq, a predicted model, not a curated record
AAAUUUAGGUUUUAUUAAGUGAGAGAAGAGGAGGAGGCGUCGAAGGGUUUUUGGGUAUAGUCAAAGGAUAUGGCGAAAUACAACGAGAUCGCGAAGAAGAAGAGAGAAGCGAAAGCUGAUAGAAAGCGAGCCAUUCACGGCGAUCCUCGCACCAACAAAUUGAAGACCAGAGUUCCUGUCCCUUCCGUCUCCGGUAAACGUCAGAGAAAGCUCCUCCGCAAAUGGCGCCGAGAGCAGAAAGAUAUGGUGGAUAAGGGUCUUGUUACCAUGGCAGAUGUUGAGAUGGCUUCUGCUGAAGCUGAAUCUGAAGACUCCAAGAAAUCCCCCAAAAAAUUUAGUGUAAAGAAGACCUUGAAGCUCAAUAAACUAAAGAAUAAAGGCAACAAGAAGAAAAACCAGAAAGCCAGUGGCCAAGGAUCUGCUGAUCAGAUGCUAGAAUGAGUGUCGUGGGUUUAAUAGAAAUUUUGGUUUUUAAGUUUUCCGAAUCUUAUAGUUUUCUGAUUCUUUUUUGUCGUUUAAAAAGAUCUUAUCUUGUAUUCAUUCUGCUAUGUGCUGCCUUUAAAGUAGAGUUAGAUACGGAACAACUUGAUAUCUCUAAACAAUCAAUUGCAUCUAAAGAUAUUUAACCUUUAA